Styela clava is the source of this 2360-nucleotide messenger RNA. RefSeq names its product G patch domain-containing protein 2-like. Lineage: Eukaryota; Metazoa; Chordata; Ascidiacea; Stolidobranchia; Styelidae. The record is from RefSeq and is a predicted model, not a curated record.
UUGCUUAUUUUCUGUGUUAAUUUUUCACUUUCUGUUGUUUCCAAACCACAGUUUUAGUUGUAAAAAAGUGCAAUGUAUUUAAAUAGGUUUUAUCAAUGAUUUUAUUCCUGAUUUUACAACAUGGAUGAACUUGUUCAAGAUCUAGUAUCUGCUUUGGAUGAUUCAUCAUUAUGGAAAGAAGAAAUUGAUGAACAAGGCGACAUGUCGGCCGCAAGUUCUGCAAUCGAUCGGGAACUUUACAGGAAAAGAAGAACAAGGAAACGCAGAACUGCAAGCACAAGUUCACAUCUUGUGUCAAGUAUUCUCAACAACUUGGUUGUAGUUAAUCAAAUUCACAGCCCUAGGAGUAGCUCAAGCCUGGAUGAAGCGGUGAAAGACUAUGUUGAAAGCUUUACUGCUAACUGUUCAGAUGAAUCAGAUUCCUAUACUAAUGUAUGGAAUACUAAGCUGAAAAAUGUUGUUUUAUCUAGUGGUUUGCAAGACAGAGUUCAUCACAAACGUGUUUUCAAACAGGCGACACCAUGUAACUGUGAAUCAGAUUCUCAUACAGAAAAUGGCAUUACUAUUCCGGUUUUGCGUAAGCAUAGGAAAAAGAAAUUGAAAAGAAUGACUGUAGACAGUUCACUGCCAGGAUUACUUAGAAGUUCUCCUGGUUCUAAUUCAGCUUCCUGUAAUGAUAAUCACAAAAAUAAACAGCUUAGUAAAUCCAUACCUCACCCAUCUGGUGAGGAAACCCACAAAAUGUCAUGUAAAACGACUAAGUUGAAAAAAGAACAGAAAACUGCAAUUACAUGCUUGGUUUGCUAUCAAAAAUCAUGUGAUAAAUUAUUUCAUAAUCAUACACAAGACAAGAAUGGUUUGUGUCUUACAAACUCUGGUAAUGACAAAGUGAUGCAAUGUGAUAAAGCAAACUUGAAAGCAGAUGAAGUAGUUUCAUGCCAAUGCGAUUGUCAUGCGAAUCUAAACAAAGACGAAAGCAGUAUCAGCAGCACAAGUAGUAAUUCCGACACUGAUUCUGCCAAUUUUACACAAGAUGAUGUAGGUGUUGACGGAGAUGAUGAAAUGACAGACUUUUAUGCAGAAACAGAUGGGGGUCCUGUUUGGGGUAUACCGAACCUAUGUGGCAUGCGUUGCCCAUCUUGGAGCUCAAAAGAUGAAUCAAUGUGGGCUCAUCAGGCAGAAGAUGCUGGUAUUCCCGGUGGUCCUUAUGUAUUUGAUGAAAAAAUUAAAAGAUUUGUAACAGGGUCUAUGCAUAUAUCAGAAUAUUCUAGAAGAGGUUUUCAUGCAAGAAAUAAUAGACUCCCUGGAAUGGCUGCAAGAUCAGUUCGUCGUGGACGAAGAAGAGCUAAAGUUAAGAAAGCAAAGGAGAAAAGAGAUAUGGAUUUUCGUGCAUCACUAAGCAAGUUGUCUCUGAGUGAGAGAAGUAAACGGAUAAAACUGGAUGAAAUAAAAGAGACGUUUUACAGCCAUCAAGAUUGGUCAUCAAACAAGUUCAUGCCAUCUGUACCAACACCACAAGGUACUUCCACAGAGAAUAUUGAAAAUGGGAUAAACAUUGAAGGAUCUGAAAGUCAAAACGUUGAAACAGCUACUGGAAGUUCACACAUGCUUAAUGAACCAAGAUAACAUCUACACUCUACUUUCUGUAAUGUGUUUUUAUUCGGAAAAAUCAAUCUAGGCAUUACUUCACAUUUUAGUAUCUUAUGAUGGUCAAACUUGCUUAGGGUUUAUUAUUCAUUUAUAUACAUAUAAACAUGUUUAUUGUAUCGUUGUCAAAGUUUUUACGAAGUGACAUAUUUUUAUACCUACACUUAUUCCAUAUAAAGUUCAUGUCUCAUUUUACCUCCUACUUCCGAUAUUUAUUGGCUGUCAUCUUUUGAUGACAUUCAAGUUUUGGGUCUAUGUCUAGUUUACUGUUUUACUUUCGGUGAAUUGGAUAUUUCCAAUCUAUUUUAUUCGGUGGGUGGAAAAGUUUAUUGCUGUAAUGUAAGUUGGAUCCAUUCCAAACACGCAUACAGUACAUCAAAGUAUUGUUGUCUAACCAGAAACUGAAUCUUAUUAUUUAGGAUUAUUCGUUCCAUUGUUUCGUGGUGCUUUUUUUUUAAAUUUUAAAGCCUUCCAUUGGGUCAAAUUGAUCAGCAUCAAUUUUUUUCAAUUGUAAACAAAAUUUCUUUGUAUGGAAGAUGGAACAAUAAGUUUUUAUCCGAAUUUUUGAUUCUGUUACAACCUGUGCUCUUAAUACUGUGUUUUCGAAAUGCUGCCACAAUUAUUGUAGUUCGAUUAUAGCAUUGGUGUGCAUUCGUUUUAAAAGGGGCUUAGCCUUGAAGAUUUUAUGAGCCUAAAACAGUCUGAAAACUGCA